AUGCCUAGCGCAACGGGCUCAAGCUGGGAGAAAUACCAGAAGAAUUUCGCCGACGAUGAAGAACCGGAGAAGAAGAUCACUCCCUUAACAGACGAGGAUAUACAAGUCCUCAAGACUUACGGAGCAGCCCCAUAUGCCGCAGCCCUCAAGCGAUUAGAAAAGCAAAUCAAGGAGAAGCAACAGAGUGUCAAUGAGAAAAUUGGCGUCAAGGAAUCAGAUACUGGUCUUGCACUCCCGCAUCUCUGGGAUGUUGCCGCCGACCGUCAACGAAUGUCCGAAGAACAGCCUCUGCAAGUCGCUCGAUGUACAAAGAUCAUACAAGAUGAGAAGGAUAGCGAGAAAAGCAAAUACGUUAUCAACGUCAAGCAAAUCGCCAAGUUUGUCGUGAACUUGGGAGAACGAGUCAGUCCUACAGAUAUCGAGGAGGGCAUGCGUGUCGGGGUUGAUCGACAGAAAUACUCCAUUAUGCUACCAUUGCCGCCCAAGAUUGACCCCAGUGUGACGAUGAUGACUGUGGAGGACAAACCUGAUGUGACUUACGGGGACGUCGGCGGUUGCAAAGAACAAAUUGAGAAACUCCGAGAAGUAGUUGAGAUGCCGCUCCUUUCGCCAGAGCGAUUCGUGAGUCUCGGCAUUGACCCUCCCAAAGGUGCUCUACUGUAUGGUCCUCCCGGUACUGGAAAGACACUUUGCGCGCGCGCCGUUGCGAAUCGCACUGACGCAACAUUCAUCCGAGUCAUCGGGUCGGAAUUGGUACAGAAAUAUGUUGGCGAGGGUGCAAGAAUGGUUCGUGAAUUGUUUGAAAUGGCAAGGACCAAGAAAGCCUGCAUCAUCUUCUUCGACGAAAUCGAUGCUAUUGGCGGUGCCCGAUUCGACGAUGGUGCUGGGGGUGACAAUGAAGUCCAAAGAACUAUGUUGGAACUUAUCACACAACUCGACGGCUUUGACUCAAGAGGUAACAUCAAAGUCAUGUUCGCCACCAAUCGACCUUCUAUUCUCGAUCCAGCGCUCAUGAGGCCUGGUCGUAUCGACCGCAAAAUUGAAUUCUCAUUGCCAGAUCUGGACGGACGAGCUAACAUAUUAAGAAUCCAUGCUAAAUCCAUGUCAGUGGAACGUGACAUCAGAUGGGAAUUAAUAUCGAGACUAUGCCCGAACGCCACAGGAGCCGAAUUGAGAAGCGUGGCGACAGAGGCGGGUAUGUUUGCAAUCCGAGCACGAAGAAAGGUCGCCACAGAAAAAGAUUUCCUGGCAGCGGUGGACAAAGUCAUCAAGGGCAAUCUGAAGUUCAACUCGACUGCAACCUACAUGCAGUACAACUAG
Rhinocladiella mackenziei CBS 650.93 is the source of this 1320-nucleotide messenger RNA. Its product is annotated as 26S protease regulatory subunit 7. The record is from RefSeq and is a predicted model, not a curated record. Gene Ontology annotation, molecular function: ATP binding; ATP hydrolysis activity; proteasome-activating activity. Lineage: Eukaryota; Fungi; Ascomycota; Eurotiomycetes; Chaetothyriales; Herpotrichiellaceae. Gene Ontology annotation, cellular component: proteasome regulatory particle, base subcomplex. Gene Ontology annotation, biological process: proteasome-mediated ubiquitin-dependent protein catabolic process. The transcript has 2 exons. Bases 1 to 1320 code for a protein of 439 amino acids.